This is a messenger RNA of Felis catus (domestic cat), 652 nucleotides long. It is a transcript of the gene ZFAND2A, whose product is annotated as zinc finger AN1-type containing 2A. The record is from RefSeq and is a predicted model, not a curated record. The transcript is spliced from 6 exons. NCBI's taxonomy places the organism in Eukaryota, Metazoa, Chordata, Mammalia, Carnivora, Felidae. Gene Ontology annotation, cellular component: cytoplasm; endoplasmic reticulum. Gene Ontology annotation, biological process: protein targeting to ER; proteasome-mediated ubiquitin-dependent protein catabolic process.
AUGGGACUUAGCACCCGGCGACACUUGGCUUACGUCAACAAGUAUACUCAGCGGAUGAAACUGUGCCCCAACUCGUUGCGGGCAGUUGUGGGAAUUGAAUAUGGGAAACGCCUGUCGCUGCGACCUCUUCUGAAGGCCAGGAACCAGGGCCAAGGCCAGGUGGAUACAGAACACUUCGUUGUUUUUUUGGUGUUUGUUUUUUGUUUGUUUUUAGAUUUUCUUCCGUUACAAUGCGAUGCGUGUAAACAAGAUUUCCAUAAAGACCAUUUUACUUGUGCUGCACAUAAAUGUCCAUUUGCAUUCGAGAAGGACGUUCGGGUCCCAGUGUGCCCACUUUGUAACAAACCAGUACCGGUAAAAAAGGGAGAGAUCCCAGAUGUGGUGGUUGGUGAGCACAUUGAUUGAGAGUGUAGCUGUCAUCCUCGGAAGAAAGAGAAGAUUUUUAUAUGCCGGCGCUCAAAAGAGGGGUGCAAGAAGGAGAUGCUGCAGGUGAUUUGUGACCAGGGCCGCGGCAGUUUCCGUAUUCAGCGUAGACAUCCUCUGGAUCACAGCUGCCCACGCGGGAACCUUGCCGUCAGUGUAGCCGGAGAGAGAGAGACAGCGUGAGCGCGGGAGGGGCAGAGAGAGAGGGAGACACAGAAUCUGAAGCAGG